Molecule: messenger RNA, 477 nt
Organism: Coffea arabica (coffee)
Lineage: Eukaryota; Viridiplantae; Streptophyta; Magnoliopsida; Gentianales; Rubiaceae
Source: RefSeq, a predicted model, not a curated record
AUGACUCUCAUUUCAAAGAUUAAAGGCAAGAAAAAGGUAAGGAAGCAUUACAGUGCUCCUCCAAUGACGGUUGUCAGCGAUGUUUUGAAAGCUGUAGUCCAUUGCGGAACUACCUUAUCUCAAGCUUUUAAUCACGUGGACCAUUUGAAUUUCUUGAAGCUUGCCCCGGGAGGUCACGUUGGGAGAUUUAUUGUUUGGACGAAAUCAGCAUUUGAGAAAUUGGAUGAGAUUUACGGGUCAUUUGAUAAGCCUUCCUUGAAGAAGAAGGGGUAUGUUUUGCCUAGGGCUAAGAUGGUGAAUGGUGAUUUGGCCAGAAUUAUCAACUCUGACGAGGUGCAAUCUGUGGUGAGGCCAAUCAAGAAGGUGGUGAAGAGGGCACCAAUGAAGAAGAACCCGCUGAAGAAUUUGAAUUGUCUGCUCAAGUUCAAUCCUUAUGCCAAGACUGCCAGGAGGAUGGCUCUCUUGGCUGAGAAAUAG